GGGGAGGAGGAGGACUGAGAGAGGGAUACUGUCCUCCUGUGCCGACAGCUCCUCUGUUCAGCGUGAAUUAACAGUGGACUGUUUAGGAUAUUUCGUUUGUCUCUCUAACAACUCAUUGCGAAGAGGACUCGUCCCACGGUUAGCUUGUUAGUUAACUUACUCCGGCUACAUGGCCAGCUAGCACAAUACAGCUAACUACCGUUAGCUUGUGCUUUCAGUUCACCGUCAGCCGGCGAAGUGAAGAGCCGAGGAGGGGAAUGGCAAGAGUUUACACGGACAACCCUUUCAGAAGAUACAACGACUAACCAGACUAAACCAACCCAGAUUUAUUUAUUUAACCGAUUCACCGGUUGUUGGUGUUACUGUAAUCCCCAUCAUGGUGCAGAAGUAUCAGUCGCCUGUGCGGGUGUACAAGCAUCCCUUCGAGCUGGUGAUGGCGGCCUAUGAGCGCCGGUUCCCCACCUGUCACCUUAUCCCCAUGUUUGUGGCGAGUGACGUGGUGGAUGAGGAGACCAGUGAGGACGGUUCCACCCAAAGGGUUGAGCGCCGCUGUGCCCUGGAUGUUGACGCCCCGCGCCUGCUCAAAAGGAUUGCAGGUGUGGACUAUGUCUACUUCAUCCAGAAAAACACGCUGAACCGAAAGGAGAGGACACUUCACAUCGAGUCCCAUAAUGAGACCUUCUCCAACAGGGUCAUCAUCCAUGAGACCUGCUGCUAUUCGGUUCACCCGGAAAAUGAGGACUGGACGUGUUUUGAGCAGACCGCCAGCCUGGACAUCAAAUCCUUCUUUGGCUUUGAGAGCACUGUGGAAAAGAUUGCUAUGAAACAGUAUGCCAGCAGUAUCAAAAAGGGAAAAGAAAUCAUUGAGUUCUACCUGAAGGAGCUAGAAGAUGAAGGGAUGACUCAUGUGCCACGCUGGACUCCCUCCUCCCUUCCCCUGCCUCUUCCCAGGCCAACCAGCCUCUCCACCAGCCCACCACUUGUCCCCAAACUCACAGUCACACCCGCCGUUUCUAUCCCUCUGGCCACCGACGCCAAUGACAGCACCUCUCAGGACACAAAGCAGGACAGCAGCGCACUUCAGGCAGACAGCCUCACAGAGAUCCUGGCUGGUACACCUGAAGAUAAGUUGGAUGCAGACUAUAUCAAACGUUACCUAGGCGACCUGACCCCCCUGCAGGAGAGCUGUCUAAUCAGACUUCGCAAAUGGUUGCAGGAGACGCACAAGGGAAAGAUCCCCAAGGAUGAGCACAUACUGCGUUUCUUGCGCGCCAGGGACUUCAACAUGGACAAGGCGCGGGAGAUCCUUUGCCAGUCGCUGACCUGGAGGAAGCAGCACCAGGUGGACUACCUGCUGGAGACCUGGAGCUCACCACAGGUUCUCCAGGACUACUACACUGGAGGCUGGCACCACCAUGACAGAGAUGGCCGUCCUUUGUACAUCCUGAGGUUGGGCCAGAUGGACACCAAAGGACUGGUCCGCGCUCUUGGAGAGGAAUCUCUGCUGAGACACGUGCUUUCUAUUAAUGAGGAGGGUCUGAGACGCUGUGAGGAGAACACCAAGGUGUUUGGUCGACCCAUCAGCUGUUGGACGUGUCUGGUAGAUCUGGAGGGGCUGAACAUGCGUCACCUGUGGCGACCAGGCGUCAAAGCACUGCUGAGGAUCAUUGAGGUUGUGGAAGCCAACUACCCAGAGACGCUGGGACGGCUGCUUAUCUUGAGGGCUCCAAGAGUUUUCCCUGUCCUCUGGACACUGGUGAGUCCGUUCAUUGAUGAAAACACCCGCAAGAAGUUCCUCAUCUAUGCAGGCAAUGACUACCAAGGUCCUGGAGGCCUGGUGGACUACAUAGACAAGGAGAUCAUCCCUGACUUCCUGGGAGGAGAGUGUAUGUGUGAGGUACCAGAAGGCGGCCUGGUUCCCAAGUCGAUGUACCGCACAGCCGAGGAACUGGAGAAUGAAGACGUCCGCCUGUGGACUGAGACCAUCUACCAAAGCGCCAGCGUCUUCAAGGGGGCUCCACACGAGGUUCUGAUUGAGAUCAUUGACGCCUCCUCAGUCAUCACCUGGGACUUUGACAUGUGCAAGGGCGACGUGGUGUUCAACAUCUACCACUCCAAGCGGGCCCCGCAGCCUCCACGGAAAGACGCCAUGGGAGCCCACGGCAUCACAUCCCCAGGAGGCAACAACGUCCAGCUCAUCGACAAGUCCUGGACACUAGGGCAAGAUUACAGCAUGGUGGAGUCCCCGCUUACCUGCAAGGAAGGCGAGAGUGUGCAGGGCUCCCACAUUACGCGGUGGCCAGGCUUCUACAUACUACAGUGGAAGUUCCACAACAUGCCGGCCUGCUCGGCCACCAACCUGCCCCGAGUGGACGACGUGCUGGCCACCCUGCAGGUCUCCUCGCACAAGUGUAAAGUCAUGUACUACACCGAGGUGUUGGGCUCUGAGGACUUCCGGGGUUCGAUGACCAGCCUGGAGUCGAGCCACAGCGGCUUCUCUCAGCUCAGCGCCGCCACCACCUCCUCCAGCCAGUCACAGUCCAGCUCGAUGAUCUCCAGGUAGAAACCGGAAGCUGACUUAAAUCCCCACAGUCCCCCCACCCUCCACUGCCCUUACCUUCAACACCGAAGCCAACUCUCUUCCUUUCCUUCCUCGUCGUCUUUGGAACUCUGUUCCUAUUGCACAGCCAGUCUCUAUGGAACUGAAGCAUGCUUGCACAAACAGAAGACAAAGAAUUAUAAAAAAUCUGAGGCAAAAAGAAAAAACAGAGACUGUGUGUACAAUUUAAAGGGCUGAUUUUUGCACAAAGGUCAUAUAUUUUUCAUGCCUGGCAUCUCUGCUCGGUGACAGUUUGAAUCAGAACAUUAGCAGAAUGUUUGUUUGUGUCGUGUCUCGUGCAGGGGGGAAAGGUUAAAGGUCGGGAGAUGAAUUGCGGUGUCUUCGUGGCACUGGAAGCUGAAAGAAGCAAUAUUCUCAUCCUGGAAGCUACGGGACCGGAUGAAGACACUGGAGGCGCUGUUACAUAUAUGCAUUUACAUCCCCACAUAUAUUCAGCACUGAGACGACGCAUACCUCAAUCUUGUGUGCUCGCUGAAAAACUGGAUGUGCUGUUACAUACAAACACCACCGCACACACACACACACACACACACACACACACACACACACACACACACACACACACACACACACACACACACACACACACACGGACGUUUGACGACAUGCAAAAAUUGACAGUGUUUGCCAUAUUACCAGAGGGGUUUGUUCAAUCUGGUGAAUUGUUUAUAGGUCAAGUGUGUGUGGGCGGGGUACACUCUUAACUAGGCCUGAGUCGAAUAUCACCUGCAAAUAAUUUGGUUUUCAAACCGCAUGGAGCUGCGGAGUGGGCGGAGCUUACUGAAUCAUGACGACGCAGAUGGUGACAGCAAAGUUGCCGGUCGACGGGGAAAAUAACAUUCAGAUGCAUUCCCGUGGCUGUGCGACCUUUUCUGUCAUUCAUGUCGUUGUCUUAUGUGGCGAACCCCACCCGUCUGUCUCACGAGGGCUUUAUCACACCUUGAAGAGCAUUUGAAUAUUCGACCCGGGUCCGACUCUUAGCGAAGUAAUCCGCUAGAAGCAAUAACACGAGUUUGACUUUCUACUGUGCGAAAUAUUUCUAUUUAUCAUUAAGAUGUACGAGGAGGAUCAUGGGUGCUGAUUGCGGAUGACCUUUUCGUCAUAAGUCGUGUGCAGGCAGACAGACGGGCAAACUGAGCCAGUUAAACAGCUAAAUUUUGUGGCACCAACAUUAUCACUUCCUGUCUCGGUUACAAUUUUCUGCUAGGAGAAAAACACAAAUAACUCGCCAGAUUUUCUCCUGGACGGAUUUUAUUUUCUUUGGAACAACCGCAGUUAGUUUGCUUUCCAUGCAGCGUCUGCACCACUAAGGAACUCAAAUCAAAAUCAAGUGGUAAAGGAGAUGCCUUGUCGCUGAUUUGUGAAUGUGCUACUGAUUGGCUAACGCUCGCCAACCAAUGAGAUGCCUGAAUUUGGAGGCUUGUGAUGUAAUUGGGCAGAACUGCCAUCAGUCUCUGCUUCUUUUUCAGAGUGAUGUAGAUUUCCGUGUGCAUUAGGGAUGAAUGUUUAUUAUUAUUAUUUAAUACUUUAUGAUUAUUAUUUGACGGUGCACCAGUAGACAACAUAUUGAUACUGUACAUGUACUAGUGUUGGUUGGAGAUUGUUACUGUUGUUUUUUGGAGAGGAGUACUUGAUGGGGUGAAGCAGUGUGGUGUGUUACUGCAUGCUCAUGUGGUGAUUGGGUUUACAGAUCUAUUAUUUAAAAAUCAAAGUAUAGCCAUUUGAAGAGUCAUUGUGUCAAUAAAUACCAUUUUAGCCUUCGUAAGCAUCACUUAUAAACUUACCUGCUUUUUUCGAGGUCACCACUGUAAUAGAUGAGCGACUGUGAAUCAAAUAUAACAUUUCUAAAUGCAACACAUCCAUGCAACAGUUUUAUAAUACAGUUUAUUUGGUUAAUACUUACUGAUGACUUCCUAUAGAGGGCAGAAUGGUCGCCAUUUCCAAGAGUGGUUGCGUGCAGUUGUCAUAAUUACUGAGUGCAGCUGACAGCAAAAAAAACAAGACUAUAAGACAGAGGCUUUCUCCUUAUAUGUGAAUCAGACUCUUGAAAAUACUGGCCCUGCAGCUUGUUUUUGAUACAUGAAACUGUUUUUAAAAUAUUAAUGAAAGGUCAAGGGUUAACUUGUGGUAACUGUAUGUUAUUAACUGCAAUAAGUGAAAUGUUUUACUGAGAUAAAGGACCUCCUCAGAUUGUGGGCUAUUUAGUGCGUAUGAUGUGUAAAAGAAUGAGUGUUAGAAACGGUGGGGAUAGAAGAUAUGCCUGUGAAAUGUGUUCAAACACCCGCUCGACCCCCGGCGGCAGGCUUGUUUCUCUACUGGGCCUCUUCUCACUUUCUGAAGCAUGUCUAGAACCACACGCCUAACUUUCCUUCACCUGGUUAUUCCUACAUUUCUGCAGUGGUUCGACUGAUGAAACAGGUAACGUUGGUUCCAGACCGAACUACUCUUAUACUUCCUUUUGUCUUUCGUUCUCUCUAUGUACUCUUUGUCACUUGUACUCUCCAGUUUUGCCGUUUUGCUUUCUAACACUUUUCCUUGUGUAUAUAUUAGAAAGCAGAGUGGAGCUUGGUUGAAGCCAUAGGCAUAAAGAAGUGUACUCGGAUCAGAUGUUUUUGUUUCAUUUCCGCUUAAAUUCACUGUUACAAAUACCAGAACACUUCCAUGCUCUGCUGUCUCCUGCCUCUCUGACUUUAGCUCUGUGUGUAAACUUCUCAUCAAGAUCUCAUUGACAAAUGAGGGCUAUAACUGUUUGUCUCGUCUGUUCAACACAUUUGUCUGUCUCUGCUUCCUUUUCUGACAUCGUUACAUAUCUUCUCUUUACCUUAAUGUGAGGAAUUAUGUAAAAAUAUUUGAAUUAAUGAGAUUAUAGCGCCUUUACAUUUUUUUGAAAACAUUAAACUUGAAUUAUGAGAAAAUCA
Molecule: messenger RNA, 5538 nt
Organism: Dicentrarchus labrax (European seabass)
Lineage: Eukaryota; Metazoa; Chordata; Actinopteri; Moronidae
Product: SEC14-like protein 1
Exons: 16
Coding region: 377-2563 (728 amino acids)
Biological process (GO): negative regulation of RIG-I signaling pathway
Cellular component (GO): cytosol; cytoplasm
Molecular function (GO): RIG-I binding
Source: RefSeq, a predicted model, not a curated record